Messenger RNA from Bombyx mori (domestic silkworm), 1373 nucleotides. It is a transcript of the gene CSN8, whose product is annotated as COP9 signalosome complex subunit 8. The record is from RefSeq and is a predicted model, not a curated record. NCBI's taxonomy places the organism in Eukaryota, Metazoa, Arthropoda, Insecta, Lepidoptera, Bombycidae. Bases 490 to 1047 code for a protein of 185 amino acids. Gene Ontology annotation, cellular component: COP9 signalosome. The transcript is spliced from 5 exons. Gene Ontology annotation, biological process: protein deneddylation; COP9 signalosome assembly.
UUCACUGGUGUUUGGGCAAGAGCCCAAGAAGUCACAUCCAGUGACUGUUUAAUUUUCUCACACUUAUCAUCACUUAAGAUGCACAAAUAUCUUACGCAAAUAUUAAAAGACCGCUUUUUAAUUUAAUAAUAAGUAAAGUAAAUAUAUUUGUCGUGUAUUCACUUCCAUUUAAUGAAUCUAACUUUUUUCAAUCUUCAAUGUUAUAAACGUAGAUUAGUUAAAGACAAGCUUGAAGCUAUGGCCCCACAAACUUUUGUUUGUAUUUUUGGUACCUCUUGGUUUUUUGGAAUUUGUGAGGUUAUUGAAUAGUAUUGUAUCUCUAAUUUUAUUAUUAGCCUCUGUGGUUAAUGUUUAUCAUGUUCUACUUCUAGAGUGGCAACAAGAAGUUUACAAUUUUCAACAAUUUUCUAUUAGGACUUCUUAACUGGUGCAUUAUUAAAAUAUCAAUUCGUAUUAAUUCUAGUGUUGCAUGAUAGUAAUAGAGACAAAAUGAUUACGAAUUUCGAUAAACUUUGUGCUGAUUUGGAAAGGCAAGAACUUGAGACACCAAAUGGAAUAGCCAGUCCCUCGACUUACGCUCAGCUAUUAGCUAUUUAUUUGUAUCAAAAUGAUCUGUGUAAUGCAAAAUUUUUAUGGAAGAGAAUACCACAAAAUGUAAUGAGUAGCUCCCCUGAAAUAGUUGCAAUAUGGGCUAUUGGACAGAAACUGUGGAAAAAAGAUUUACCUGGUACAUAUGAGGCAUUAGCAGCUUACUCUUGGACAGAACCAGUUUCCAACAUUAUAAGAGCUUUGGAAGAAAAUGUUCGAGAAAGGACUCUAAACCUUAUCGGAAGAUCGUACAGUUCCAUAAAAAUAGAUAAACUGAUCUCAAUGAUUGGUCUCAGCAGGGAAGCCACAUUACAAGUCUGUCAAGAUCGCAGGUGGACUCUACAUGAUGAUGGCAUGACAGUGAAUCCCUUACCCCCAGCACAACCAGCCCCAUUGCAUACUUCUAGUGAAGAUCAACUUUUCAAACUAACAGAAUUUGUGUCAUUCUUAGAAAAUUAACUCUGUACGUACUUUCUUUGAACAGAACCAGUUGAGAUCCGUCGAUGAUAGAAUAUGCGAAAUAGUUCCGAAUCGAUGGAACAACAUGGCCGAAAAUUGUAUGACCAAAAUCAAGGCAAAGAAGAACACAAAUACCAGACCGAUAGGCUCUAAUUGCAAGUAUUCCUUCGAGAUGAGAAGCUGAAAUUGCAAAAUAAAUGUUAAUCCACGUUUUUUUUUUAUUAUGUUAAAACUUGCAAUCACAUUAAAGUAGAUAAAUUUAGAAUGUUUAAAAAUGCCAAUGAUUCGUAUUGUUCCUUAAUAAUAAAGUUCAAAUUUCAAAAUAA